This is a messenger RNA of Miscanthus lutarioriparius, 408 nucleotides long. The record is from the annotation of a GenBank genome assembly. Lineage: Eukaryota; Viridiplantae; Streptophyta; Magnoliopsida; Poales; Poaceae.
AUGGUUAGUGGAAAUGAAGGUGCAGAUUUAGCACAGGCUGGUACAGAAUCUGCCCUACCCACACAUAAUGAACCUGCUAUUGUUCUGACUCCCAUCCAAGGAUCAGAACAUGUGCAACAGUUUUUACAGACUGUACCAGAUAGUGUAUUGUUGAGCAAACAGAAGAGUAUCCAACCUAGUCGCCUCACUCGCAACGCCAAUAGAUCACUUUUCCCAAAUGAUAAAGAUAGUACUGAGACAGUGACAUUUAUUACAUCACAAACACUGAGGAAUACUGCUGCAAAUAAAAAGCUACAAUGCAGAAAGAAAGGAGGAAAGCUUAGUGGACAUGCUCUAGAAAAGAUUGCUAUGGACUACUUUGAGGAAGAAGAGGAGGAACCUGAGAUGAUGGCACAAGAGGUGUUUUAG